Sporothrix schenckii 1099-18 is the source of this 405-nucleotide messenger RNA. RefSeq lists its product as uncharacterized. The transcript has 2 exons. The record is from RefSeq and is a predicted model, not a curated record. Lineage: Eukaryota; Fungi; Ascomycota; Sordariomycetes; Ophiostomatales; Ophiostomataceae. The coding region runs from base 1 to 405 and encodes 134 amino acids.
AUGCGUCUUCACACCCCUGCAUUCGACAGUCAAGUCGGGCCUCGGGAUGCUGCAACACACCGUGACGCAAUCUCGCUUUCCCUUGUCCAGGAAACGAAAACGACCACAACCAACGUUGCAGCCGCUCCCUCGAAAAGUCCAAUGCAUGCCAGCGGGCGUUGGGCCCUUGCCUUAGGGCGAUCUUGGCGCGUAACUGCACGGAAGGGCCAGGCUCAACGGGCGGAAUGCCCGGGCGCUAGGAGGGAAGGGGCAGGUGGGGUACAGGGGAUGACAGUGGGCGAGCUGGGCCUGGCCAUUGGGGUCCUCUGCUGGGCGAAUCACACACAGACACACAAUUUUACGACGUAUUAUUGCGCUUGCUUGGCCAUUACAAGCCACAAUCCGCGAAGGCAAGCUGUCGUGUGA